Molecule: messenger RNA, 564 nt
Organism: Kwoniella botswanensis
Lineage: Eukaryota; Fungi; Basidiomycota; Tremellomycetes; Tremellales; Cryptococcaceae
Exons: 1
Coding region: 1-564 (187 amino acids)
Source: RefSeq, a predicted model, not a curated record
AUGCGAAGCAGUACUUCCACCCAACCUUCACACCUCCCAUCAAACUAUUCGACUCUCAUAAGUUUACAUCCCACCGUCACUCCCAGACCAGAAGGAUCAGGUAGAAGAUGGCAUUUGACCUGUCCGAUUAGCAUCACUCAUGACUCUCAACCUCUUAUUCAGGCGGCCGUGGGUUCAAUAGGUUUAUCGAAAGGUCCGGAGGAUUGUAUAAAAGAGUUAAGAGGUACGAUUGAAUUGUUUUUGGAUAUUUCGAAUCAGUCUAAUGCCACAAUACAAAGAACGUCUGAUCAGAAUAGAGUGCAGAUGAAGUUUGAAAAGAAAACAUACCUAGAUGCGAUCAUCUGGUCGACAGAUCAUUCAAAUACGAAUGCGAAUGAUAUAUCGGUGGAAGUCGAACAUACCCAGAUGAGUUUGAAUCGAGCGGAUAGAAUCAAACAAUGGGCAAAGAGUAAAGUGGUCAGUGGUAUUGGUAUUGGUGUGAGCGAUAUGAUGAAAGAUGAUUUCAAGAGGGUAUAUUAUGGAUGUAAUUGUCGAUAUCCUUGUGAAUGCGAUACCGAUAGAUGA